Sphaerodactylus townsendi is the source of this 2143-nucleotide messenger RNA. It is a transcript of the gene USE1, whose product is annotated as unconventional SNARE in the ER 1. The record is from RefSeq and is a predicted model, not a curated record. Gene Ontology annotation, molecular function: SNAP receptor activity. The transcript has 8 exons. Gene Ontology annotation, cellular component: endoplasmic reticulum; SNARE complex. NCBI's taxonomy places the organism in Eukaryota, Metazoa, Chordata, Lepidosauria, Squamata, Sphaerodactylidae. The coding region runs from base 20 to 826 and encodes 268 amino acids. Gene Ontology annotation, biological process: retrograde vesicle-mediated transport, Golgi to endoplasmic reticulum.
ACCCGGAAGUCGAGGGGCGAUGGCGAUGGCCGGGCGGGCGGGCGCGAUGCCGGUUCCGCGGGCGGAGCUGAAGCUGGUGCGGCUGCUGAGCCGGUGCGAGGCGCUGGCGGCCGGGCGGCCCGGCGCGGGCGAGUGGCGGCUGGAGAAGUAUGUGGCUGCUCUGGAAGAAAUGCUUUUGGAGCUGAAGAAACACUCCAGCAAGCCAGCCCCCGAGGUGCUGAGCGAAUAUUCUCGCAAGGUCGAUUUCCUGAAAGGGAUGCUGGAAGCGGAGAAGAUGUCAUCUUCGUCUGAAAAGGCCCUUGCCACUCAAUUCCUGGCCCCUGGGCGAACUCCCACGACCACCAAGGAACGGAUCCCGGCCACGCAGACAGUCCAUUUGCAGACCCAGGCCCGCUACACCCGCGAGAUGAGGAGCGAGCUGCUUGGUACAGAGGUUCCGUGUGCUUCAGAUACGGAGGAGACGAGCUUGAGGAAGCGCUUGGGCCUCUUGCCGGAGGAGAAGCAGUCGGCCGCUGACCUGGACGCGGUCCUGCAGCACCACCACAGCAUCCAGGAGAAGCUGGCGGAAGAGAUGCUGCACCUGGCCCGUAACCUCAAGAACAACACCCUGGUGGCUCAGAAUGUGAUCAAGCAAGACAACCAGACGUUGUCUCACUCGCUCAAGCUGGCCGACCAGAACUUCGAGAAGCUGAAGGACGAAUCGAGCCGCCUAGAGCAGCACGCCAAGAAGUCGGUCAACUGGCUCCUCUGGCUCAUGCUGAUCGUCGUCUGCUUCAUUUUCAUCAGCAUGAUCUUGUUCAUUCGGAUCUUCCCGAAGCUGAGGUGACUCCUUGCAGCCGGGGACGACCGGCUCCUUUCCCUUCCAGAGGCCGAGCCCCGGACUGUUUGUUCCAGGCGGGCUGCAGAACUGAAAUCGAAGGACAGAACUUGGGCAGCUGCGUGUUCCGGUUUGGGGUGCAGGCUGCUGCCAGGGGGCUGUGUUUGUGAGGGUCUGGCCUCCCUCCCGAACGAGGAGGCCCCGCGACGACUCAGACGACGGAACGUUUCCGUGCACAGCAGCAGUUUUCAUCAUGAAGAAAGACAAGUUGUCAGUCUGGGUGACAGUUGUUCUCCCUUUCUUUGCGAAGGGAAAAUGUCAGCACGGGGGAACUUCCGGCCCCACAGGUUCUGCCUGCAGUUUGGAGUGCUAUAGUCGGGGGGGGGGGGGGGCACAGCAUCUGCUGCUGUGUGUGUAAAGAGGCUUUAUCAGUGGGGUGGGUGGAACAGGCAGGGAGAAGAGCCUCGGGGAUUUGGUGUUUUCUUUUUAAAAGCAAAACAAACAGGUGGAAAGGGAGCAUCCCAGCCUAAUGACUUCUAGAAAUCAAUAAGGUCAGCGCAAAACAAAUAUCUCGCUUUGCAUGUAACGGAACGAUCCUAAAGAAUCCUACCAAGAACGUUCCCGUUAUAAAUCACGGUUGAAACAGCAAACUGUUAUCAGUCAUGGAGGGUUGUUUCUUUUUCUUUUUUUUUAAAAAAGGCUCUCUUCUUCCCGCCCGCCCCUUUCUCCCCAUAUUGGCUCUUCUGUUUUUGGGCUGACUGAUUACAGGUUUCAGGUUUCUCCUCUGCCAUCGUGAUUUAUUUUGUGGGCCUCUGUUGGGAGAGGGGAAACUCAUGCCUGUUGCUCAAGAAAGUUGGCAUCUGAGCUGCAGCCCGGCUGCUGAAACGGUGGGGGGGUGGGCUACCCCGGAAACGGCUCCUCCCCCUCCGCCACGUGUGCAGGAACGAGGUUGGAAGUCCUCCGAGCAGCUGGGCCGGGCGGCCUCCCUGAGCUCCAGCUGAACGACCGCAGAGUUAAUGUUUGGUUAACUUGGGCAUGAUUUCUCCCCUGUCACGAGUCCAGUGUUUGCUGCUGUUUGCAUUGGCCCCUCCCCUUUUGCAGUAACCUUGGAGGGCUGGGGCCAGGCGGGUGGUUAAUCAUCUAUAGAGAGUGCCCCCUUCCCCUGACGGGGCCUCACGGUCCUCCUGACCCACAGGCACUUGGCAUGCACAGGCUGCAAAGGGUCAGUGCCUUGGUCUUCCCUCCUUCCUGCGGCAGGCAGUCAGUCAAAACCAGCGGGGCCGCCUCUUCGCUCCGGCACCUGGCAAAUAAACUCUUGUUCUCUGA